UCAUGGAGUGAGGUUGUAUAUUAUCAAAAAUUUUUUAAAAGAAAAGUGACGCCCAAGUUAAUAAUUUAAGUUUUUCGUCUAAAAAAAAAUAAAAAUUACAAAAAAAUUGUAAGAAAUUUAAGUGUUUAAUGGAUUUAAUCACGGAAUCAACUCAAGUUGGAAUCCUCAACGAGGAAACGCGUCGUCCAACAAACGUGAAUUGGCUUUACGCAUUUUUGAUUGCUGUUGCUUCUUUUGUUAUUUUGGGAGCCAUUGCGAACAAUUCUGAUGGACCAUCAGGCAUUUUUUACUCUGGACAUUUUCCUGUUGAAGACAUUCGAGGCAGCCAUUGUGGAAUUGACAGUGAUGUUUUGGACAAAUCUUACAAAAUGCACAUCGACGAUCGGAAUUGUGACGGAAAUCGAUUCAACUGCCACGAAAAUUGGAUUUGUGUUAAUUCUUGUCCAAACGGAUUUUUUGAUGUUUCAAGUUGCACUUCAGACAACUUUUGGGACUUGAAAACCCGCCUCGUUUGUCAAGACGAUAAAUUACCAGCAAAAAUCCAAAAUUGUGAAGAGAUGCAAGCAGCGGUAGAUGACAAAAAAUGUGCUCGUUGGUAUAAAGACACGUCAAAAAUUUUUGGAAAUUGUAUUUCAAGCCAUAACGAAGCCGAUGUUGAUUUCAAUAAUUUUCAAGUCAGUGCAGCUCACAAAAUUUUGAUGGUCAUUCCGAGUUUCAUGUAUGCACUAAUUUGUGCGGGAAUUGUGAGUCUUUUCCUCAUUGUCACCCUCAAAUGGUCUGCUGCCUUCGUGUUUUGGGGAUUUGUAGUAUUGAUUAUUGUUGCCUUGGUUGCUUUUAUGCUUUCAAUAAUAUGUGUUCAAAUUCCGAGUGCUUCAAAGUCGAAUGAUGGAAUGAACGAAAUUUACUUCCAACUCCUGAUUGUGGCCGUAGUUUUGGCACUUUUGAUCCUUAUCCUGUACUGCCUUCGCCGUAAAAUCCGUUGUGGCAUCGAAAUCGUCAAAGAAAGCAGUCGUUGUGUGUGCGCCUCAAUCGAAAGUAUCUUUUUCCCGGUUUUGCCGCUACUUUUACGAGCUGCAGUCUUCAUCGCCAUGAUGUACAUCCUCGUGAUGGCUUUCACAAUGCAACAUAACGAGUACCACGUACAAGGAAGAGACCCCGACUGCUUCUGCAAAAACGUAUUUUAUGACAAUUACUACAAAUGUUACCCAAAAACCUUCAACAGUGAUUGUCGUCGAAGCGAUGGCGGCAUUUGCACGCAAAAAAUUUGCCAAUUAAAGUCACAACGAGGUUCAAAUCUGUCAAAACCCAUGAUUAUGUUGACUGUGAUACUCUCCUCGUGGAUCGGUGCAUUCAUUCAAGCUGCCGCAAAAAUGAUUCUCGCACAUGUUUACGCAAAUUGGUACUGGAAUUGGAACAAAAGAUACAUCCCGGCGGGAUCCGUUGGCGUCGCAAUGACAAAAAUCGCGAAAAAUCAUCUUGGAUCGGCCGCAUUUGGGGGUUUUGUUGUUAUGAUGCUUCGUCGCAUCCGGAAAAUGUUGAAAAAGCAAAAGUGUAGUUGCUGUUCGUGCUUCGCUUGGUGUUGUUGUUGCCCCUGCAAAUCUAUUUCGUCAAUUUUCGGCUGUGUCCUUCGAUAUUUCUUGAAAGCAGCGGUUGAUUUGCUCCUUUACGUGUCGGAUAAAGCGUUUGUCGUCGUUGCAAUGACCGGAUACGGCUUCUGGGAUUCCGUGAAAAGCGUUUCUCGUGUCAUGACGAAGGACGUUCCGCUUGUUGUGGCUACCGAAUACGUUGGCGACAUCAUUUUGUUCGUUUGUAAGUUCGUAACUGCGAUUUUGACAGCUGGAACGUUCUUUAUUACGUCGCCGUUCAAGGGAAACGACGAAAUAAUCACGCUUAUCAUCUCGUUCCUCAUCUUUUCGUUCACUUUUGACUUGGUAGCGGUACUUUUGACGUCAUACAAUGUCGCGAUCGACACAUUGCUGAUCUGCACAAUUCAGGAUUUCAUGAAUAGUGGCGUGGAAAAGCCUUAUUUUCAGUCGCAGGUUUUGAAUGGACUUUUGUUUGAAAAGAAAGAAGUUGAACUUGUAUGAGAAAUUUGCCAAAAAUAUCACAACAGAAAUAUUUCUGCUCAUAAAUUAAGUUAAGUUUAAGUUAUACUCGACACUUUUCAUGUCGCGUAAAAAUCCGUACAAUUUAUUUCUUUAUAUUCAUUAAAAAUAUAAUGCUUACUUUUGAUACGAAGAACAAUUAAAUAAAAAAAAUAAAGAAAAAU
Messenger RNA from Culicoides brevitarsis, 2269 nucleotides. Its product is annotated as choline transporter-like 2. Gene Ontology annotation, biological process: transmembrane transport. Gene Ontology annotation, molecular function: transmembrane transporter activity. NCBI's taxonomy places the organism in Eukaryota, Metazoa, Arthropoda, Insecta, Diptera, Ceratopogonidae. The coding region runs from base 129 to 2087 and encodes 652 amino acids. The record is from RefSeq and is a predicted model, not a curated record. The transcript has 5 exons.